CAUAUUGCCGGAGCCUGCUUAGUAACCUCAGGCGGCUGUGGUCUCCGGUAACAGGGACGCUUCAGCGGACGGGUUAGGAAAAUCAGUCCUUGAGUUUAUCACAGGCAGAUGUUUCUGUACAGGUGAUGUGUUGACGGUUUCCUAUCUCUGGUUGACGCCCCCUUCGUCAAGGAAAAGAGGCGGAGCGAAAUCGAGUGUGACGUCAAGGUUUAAAGAGCCAGCUCCCGAGCUCCACGUUGCUGACAGGGAGGCCGUGAUGAGCGCAGUGACCGGGACACCGUGAGCGGAUUCAUGUGUGACACAGCGAGGACAGCUGCCCGGCAAGAAACCAUCAUGACUCGUACGUGGGUCCUUCUUGCCUCCAUGCUGCUGGGGAUUGUAGUUCUGAGCUCCUCGGCCUCUGGAGAUCAGCUGAGCGCAGCUUCCUUCCUGCAGGACGUAUUGCAGAGAUAUGGAGAGAAUGACACCCUCUCAUUGAUGCAGCUACAGACCCUACUGGGAAGACUGGAAGUUGGUAGAGUGGUCAAGGAGUCCCACAACAUAUCACAGUGUCUCAGCGCCUCUGCCCUAUUCUCCACCCAUAACCUUACCUCGGACUCUACGGUCGAUGCGGAGGGUCUCCAAAGUCUCUGUCCGUCAAUCUUGCAACAGUUGGAAGCCAAAGCGUGCCAGGGGAGCACCGUCCUUCUCAAUGACACCGAACCUGAGGGAAGACCCAGCAGUGGAGAAGUCUGGGGUUUUGGGUUGGCAGCAGUCACCGUGAUCAGCCUGUCCUCUCUCCUGGGAGUGUUCUUUGCCCCGUGCAUGGGUAAACCGAUCUUCCGACGACUUCUUAUUUAUUUCAUCGGCCUGUCCAUCGGCACGCUGCUGUCCAAUGCUCUCCUGCAGUUGAUCCCGGAGGCAUUCGGCUUUAACCCACUGGAGGACGCCUACAUAUCCACGUCCGCGGUCAUCUUUGGGGGGUUUUAUCUUUUCUUUUUCACUGAAAAAGUCCUGAAGAUGCUUCUGAAGCAGAAACAUGAGCACGGGCACAGUCACUACACGGCAGAUACUAGUAAACGGGAUGCCGAAGAAGGAGUGACUGAGAAGCUACAAAAUGGCGACCUGGAUCACAUCAUUCCUCCACCAGGGGGGAGCGAGUCUGACCUCCAACACCUCGGAGAUGAGAAGGUUGUGGUUGGGUCCCUGGCUGUGCAGGACCUCCCGGGACAGCAGAGCUCUUGUUAUUGGCUCAAAGGGAUUCGGUAUUCUGACAUUGGCACCCUCGCCUGGAUGAUCACACUCAGUGAUGGACUCCAUAACUUCAUUGACGGCUUGGCUAUAGGAGCCUCGUUUACAGUGUCUGUCUUUCAGGGGGUCAGCACGUCCAUUGCCAUCCUGUGUGAGGAGUUCCCCCAUGAGCUUGGCGACUUUGUCAUUCUGCUGAAUGCUGGGAUGAGCAUCCCUCAGGCUCUCUUCUUUAACUUCUUGUCUGCUUGCUGCUGCUACCUCGGCCUGGCUUUUGGGAUCCUGGCUGGCAGCCACUUCUCUUCUAACUGGAUCUUCGGCUUGGCUGGAGGGAUGUUUUUGUACAUUGCUCUUGCUGAUAUGUUUCCAGAGAUGAAUGAAGUCAGUAAAGAGGAUGAAGAAGGAGGACGUCCGCUUACUCCCUUUCUCAUACAGAAUGCUGGACUGCUCACUGGAUUCGCCAUCAUGCUACUACUGACAACAUUCUCUGGUCAGAUCCAACUGGGAUAGUCCGGGCAAAGAGGCUCUCUUGAUUCCUACAACUUCUCCGUCUUGCUUUUUGAGAAAGAAAUUGGAUUGAAGGAAGAGGAGAAUGUUCUAGCAGUGUUACUCUCCUGGAGAGCUUCCAAGAUGUCAGUAAGUGCUGCCUUUUCCCCAGUGAAGACCGUCCUGCUACAUACAUGGUGGCCCAUCCCAUGUCCAUGGUGGUGAUCUUGGACAAAGGAGCUUCAGGGGUUACUGCUGACUUACCUAAUGUGAUUCCAUUACGAGGCCUGUUCCAAAUCCGUCAUCCCCAAGACCAGUAAUAUGUUGCUCUCCUUUUUUACACCAAUCUCUGAAAUGGAGAUUCUGUUUUUAAAAUGUUUUUAUCUUAUCAUAUUGAUAAGUGGAUUAUAUUCCUCCAUAGAAAAAAAAGCAAAAACUGACCAAAUCAAUUGAACAAAAUGAGUGAUAUUUUUGUUUUCGUUUUUCCUGUGCAGAAAAGGUGACAACCCUUCUGCCGAUGGAGCCGUUCCGAACACUAAUUCAUUGAUACGUUACUGUAGCCGUUCCGUCAUCUGUUUACCCGGCAAUUUCUUUGAACUGAAUGAGAGUUGUAGGUUACAGAGAACAACUACACUGACCGGACCUAAUAUCUCUCCUGUGGCUGCUGUCUCGACACCUUAAUAGUGUUUUGCUUUAUCUUGAUGUACAAGGAAGAAGAGAACUAGAGAGCUUAUUGCACACAACGUAGCAUUGGCCGCCCUAUGUUUAUAAGCUAGCUCUGGGGCAAUAGCACAUGAUUUACAGUAAUAGCACAGUAGGGAUCAUCCCGUGAUGGAGUAGAUUUGCACAUUUUUGGUAUUUGUGUGAAUGUUAUUCAUAGUUAUGGUAAAUGUGAAAGUUGAUCAGGCACUUCAUAUGCAACGCUAUCCCAAUUAUGGCUCCAGUUACCCUGGUGUAACU
Messenger RNA from Hyla sarda, 2673 nucleotides. RefSeq names its product solute carrier family 39 member 14 (gene SLC39A14). Bases 292 to 1737 code for a protein of 481 amino acids. The transcript is spliced from 9 exons. Gene Ontology annotation, molecular function: zinc ion transmembrane transporter activity. Gene Ontology annotation, cellular component: membrane. Lineage: Eukaryota; Metazoa; Chordata; Amphibia; Anura; Hylidae. Gene Ontology annotation, biological process: intracellular zinc ion homeostasis; zinc ion import across plasma membrane. The record is from RefSeq and is a predicted model, not a curated record.